Messenger RNA from Phytophthora infestans T30-4, 321 nucleotides. RefSeq lists its product as uncharacterized. The transcript is spliced from 2 exons. The record is from RefSeq and is a predicted model, not a curated record. NCBI's taxonomy places the organism in Eukaryota, Oomycota, Peronosporomycetes, Peronosporales, Peronosporaceae. The coding region runs from base 1 to 321 and encodes 106 amino acids.
AUGCGGACCAACUUCACCGACGCACAAGACAAACGAAUUGUAGCGCUUGCACUCGAGUAUAAAUCCCAACACAAGCGAGUAGAGUUGAAGGAGUUGGCGCGGGCCAUGAGGAGUAAACAUUCUGUCCAAGCGCUUGAGAACCGGCUGCGUGCUCUGAAGCGCACGUAUGGACGUGAUCUAUCAAGAUUUCCACCGUGUUUUUUCUCCACGUCGACGCCAACAUUCUCUCACAAGCAGCAUCUUCGUCCAUUGGAACCGAGCCAAGCCGAAAGCGCUAUCCGCGAUAUCUUCAGCAACGUUUCGGCCGCGGACGUUCCGUGA